Molecule: messenger RNA, 3250 nt
Organism: Phacochoerus africanus (Common warthog)
Lineage: Eukaryota; Metazoa; Chordata; Mammalia; Artiodactyla; Suidae
Gene: TELO2
Product: telomere maintenance 2
Exons: 21
Coding region: 130-2931 (933 amino acids)
Biological process (GO): protein stabilization; telomere maintenance via telomerase
Cellular component (GO): cytosol
Molecular function (GO): telomeric repeat DNA binding; Hsp90 protein binding
Source: RefSeq, a predicted model, not a curated record
CUCGACGUGUGAACAGGAACGUUUGCUUCCUUCUCUGCCCGGGAAGAGGGCCCGCUGGGUGCAGCAGACAAUUAGUGUGCGUGGAACGAAUGCGUCACAGGUGUCCCCUCCACCACCUUCUGGGCCGAAAUGGUACCUCCUCGCGAGGUCUCGCCACACUGCCCCCCAAGGCCGCCAGAGGACGUCCUGCCAAGACGGAAGGUCCCAUAUCUGCGCUGCGCAUUCCGGCAGCCACGAGCACAGCCCUUGAAACGCGGACAGUGCGACCAAGGAACUGAACCGGUGGCCCGUGGUUACCGUGCUGAACGGCGCAGCACCUGUCCCAGGACCUACACACUGCAUCCAUCCGUAGCCGAAGUCCCCGCAGUUGCCACUGCUUCCCUGCAAAGGCUGAGGCCGAGGGGAGAGCAGGGCCCUGCCUCCGGGCGAGCGGCAAGGCUACACCCGCGGUCGGGGAUGGAUCCCGUUCUCUCUGCCGUCCGGCUCUCUGUCCAGGAGGCUGUUCACGUCCUGUCGUCGUCUGAGGAUGGCGGCCACAUCUUCUCCACCCUGGGGUCGCUAAAGCGCUAUCUUGGUGAAACGGAGAACCCAGCCCUUCCAGAGGAGCAGGAGGAGUUUGCCAGGAUCCACUUUCCCACCGUCCUCAGGUGUCUUGUUCGCCGGCUGAGACCCGGCUGGCUGGAGCUGCUGCCCAACCGCCAGCUGGAGCAGCUGUGGGCCAGCUUCUUCCUGACGGGCCCAGCGGACCAGGCCUUCCUGGUGCUGAUGGAGGCCAUCGAGGAUGUGGCCGGCCCCAGCUUCCGUCUGAUGAAGAUGGCACGGCUGCUGGCCAGGUUCCUGAGCACGGGCAGGAUGGCCGCUGUGUUGGAGGGGCAGUGUCGUCAGCAGGCGGAGCCGGCCUUCCCCCUGCUCCAGGCCACGCUCCUUGCCAAGGUGGUGAGCUUGCCUGAUCGCCUGGGCAACCGCCUGCAGCGGGAGAACCUGGCCGAGUUCCUCCCACAGAACUACUUCCCGCUGCUGGGCGAGGAGGUCCUGCGGGUGCUGCAGGGGGUGGUGGACUCGCUCCGAGGUGGCUCGGACUGCUCCGUGUCCUUCCUGUCUCAGGUCCUCGGGAAGGCCUGCGUCCUCGGGAGACAGAAGGAGAUCCUGGGCACGCUGGUGCCCCGACUGACGGUGCUCACCCAGAGCCACUGCCUGUGGCAGCGGGUCUGCUGGCGCCUGGUGGAGCGUGUGCCCGACCGGGCCAUGGAGGCCGUGCUGACCGGGCUGGUGGAGGCCGCCCCAGGGCCUCGCGUCCUCUCGCGGCUGCUGGGGAACCUGGUGACCAAGAGCAAGAAGGCCCAGUUUGUGAUGACCCGGAAGCUGCUGCUCCUCCGGUUCAGCUGCACGAUACCCGUGCUGCAGAGCCUGCUGGGGUACCUGGCCGAGGACAGCCAGCGACGCCCGCUCCUCGUGCAGGCGCUGAAGGAGCUCCUGGAGACAUGGGGCAGCAGCAGCGCCAUCCGCCACACGCCCCUGGCACAGCAGAGCUACAUCAGCAAGGCCACCCUCAUCUGCCUGGCACACCUGCAGGAAGCGGAGCUCCGGGACUGCCGGGCCGAGUUGCUGGCCAGCCUGAUGGCGGGAGUGAAGUGCCGCCUGGACAGCAGCCUGCCCCCUGUGCGCCGCCUGGGCAUGAUCGUGGCUGAGGUGGCCAGCGCCCGGAUCCACCCUGAGGGGCCUCCCCUGAGGUUCCAGUAUGAAGAGGACGACCUGACCCGCGAGAUGCUGGCCCUGGCCGCUCCCUGGCCCGUGACCGACAGUCCCUCGGAGGCGGGCCCGCCUGUGGCUCCCAUCCGUGGAGAGGCCCCUGACAACGAGACCACGGCCAGUGGCGGCCCCCAGGCUCAGCCGGAGGGCUCCGACUCUGAGCUGGACAGUGAUGACGAGUUUGUCCCUUACGACAUGUCGGGGGACACGGAGCUGAAGUGUGGCAAGGCGCCCGCGUACGUGCGGGAUUGCGUGGAAGCUCUGACCGCAUCCGAGGAUUGGGAACGCUGGGAGGCGGCCCUGCGGGCCCUCGAGGGGCUGGUGUUCAGGAGCCCGGCUGCCACGCGGGAGGUGAGCGUGGAGCUGGCCAAGGUGCUGCUGCACCUGGAGGAGAAGACGGCCGUGGCGGGCUUCGAGGGGCUGCGUCAGAGGGCCCUGGUGGCUGUCACAGUCACAGACCCGGCACGGGUGGCCGAGUACCUGACUGCACAGUUCUACGCCCUCAACUACAGCCUCCGGCAGCGCAUGGAUAUCCUGGACGUCCUGGCUCUGGCUGCCCAGGAGCUGUCGUGGCCUGGGCGCCUCGGGAAGGCCCAGCGGACCUCCUUGGGCCCCAGCCCCCAGCCCAGCAGCACCGCGGCUCCCGCCUGGCAGGCGGUGGUGGAGGAGCGCAUCCAAAGCAAGACCCGGCGGUUCUCCAAGGGCUCUGCUGGGCGGGGACCGGCCGCUGUCCCCAAUGAAUUCAACGCAGUGGCUGGCUACUUCUUUUUCCCCCUCAUUCAGCGUUUCGACAAGCCUCUGGUGACCUUUGACCUGCUGGGAGAGGACCAGCUGGUUCUCGGGAGGCUGGCCCACACCUUAGGGGCCCUGGUGUACCUGGCUGAGAACACCUCGGUGGCUGUGCCCAUGGGCAAGGCCCUGCUGGAGUUCGUGUGGGUCCUUCGUUUCCAUGGCGACGGGUACGUGCGCCGGGGCUUGCUGUCUGCCAUCUCCGCCGUCCUUCUCAGCCUUCCAGCCGAGCGGCUGCUGGCAGACCUGCCGGACGAGCUGCUGGAGACCCGGUCCUGGCUGGCAGAUGUGGCCGUGAAAGACCCGGACGAGGACUGCAGGCUGCUGGCGGUGAAGGCGCUGCUGCUCCUGGAGAAGCUCCGAGACAAGCUGCUGGCACUGUCCUCUCCUUAGCGCCUGACCUCCACGCCCUCAGGACCCCCCCCCAACUCCACCACUGGAAGUGAGACGGAGGGGAGGCCGGCCUCAGGGGGACGGGCCGGCCGCAGGUACAGCCACGGAGGCCCUGCCCCAGCCCCGCUGCUGCCGCCCCGGGUCCACACAGGGCCCUGGGCUCUGCCCGCACGGACAGGGGCUGGGACUCCAGCAGGGCUGCUGGCGGUGCAGCUCUGGGCUGGGGGCUUCUGAGUGACCUGCCCCAGCCCCUUCCGUCACCCUAAAGCAGAGUACUUUAAAAGCAACGGCGAGGAACAAUAAAACACAUGCAGCUCUC